GCAACAGAACUCGGUCGAAUUGCGUCACAUUUCUAUUGUACUUAUGAUACAAUGCAAACCUAUAAUCAACUACUGAAAGCGACAGCAACAGAAAUUGAUCUCUUUCGCAUCUUCUCACUAUCCUCCGAAUUCAAACAAAUCAUGGUCCGUGAGGAGGAAAAACUGGAAUUGCAAAAACUUGCUGAACAUGUUCCCGUACCGAUCAAGGAAAGCCUGGAAGAAAGCAGCGCAAAAGUUAAUGUACUUCUCCAGGCCUACAUAUCGCAGUUGAAGUUGGAUGGCUUUGCACUUCAAAGUGAUAUGGUGUUUAUUAGCCAAUCGGCUGGACGUUUGUUCCGCGCCUUGUUCGAAAUUGUUCUAUGGAGAGGCUGGGCACAUCUCGCUCAGAAAGUAUUGGGCGUUUGCAAGAUGGUAAAUGCACGUCAGUGGCAGUCGCUCAACCCGCUUCAUCAAUUCAAAAAAAUACCCUCAGAGGUUGUGAGAAGCAUUGAUAAGAAAAAUCUACCGUUCGAGCGUUUGUACGAUCUCGAUCAGCAUCAGCUCGGAGAGCUUGUAAAAUUGCCCAAAAUGGGCAAACCGUUGUAUAAAUUUAUUCGCCAG
Messenger RNA from Gongylonema pulchrum, 600 nucleotides. The record is from the annotation of a GenBank genome assembly. Lineage: Eukaryota; Metazoa; Nematoda; Chromadorea; Rhabditida; Gongylonematidae.